UCUUCGUUGCCUUUUUCCCUUAUCGUAUCGCGAUCGAUCCUAUCAAGCGAUUUUGGAGCAAUAAAAGUGCACCAGCCGAUCGGAAAGCGAAGCGAGGACCACUUCGAUUCGUCACGGUGGGCGCCAACCGGAGCCCCACCGGUAUUCUCCACUCGCAUGGUGGGAUUUUUAUUUGGAAGGCGGCGAAUAAGGCGAGCAAAUCCACUCCUUUUUUCAGCGGUUGAUUUCUGAGAUCGAGGAAGAAGGUCGAGAAGGAGAGAGAGGUGGCGCCGCCGAUGAUGGCCGAGAUUUGCCCCACUCGUUCCGCCCGCGCCGUUGUCGCUUUCAGGACGGAGCCGGAACGCCGCCGUCUGCUUUGCUUCCUCCCCAAAAUCGUGCCUUUCGCCUGUGCCAAUAUUGUUUCCGGCGCAAGAAGGGUCCUUGUCGGGCCUUCCUAUGCCGCCUCCAGCGACAGAGGUCUCGGUCUCUCGGAGGGGGACGCCUCUUCUUCUUCGAAGCUUUCCUCUCUACUUGGAUUCCCCCGAAUGAAGGAGGAAGAGGAGGAAAAGUAUGCGAGAGAGCUCGACGUGGCGGUGAGAGUGGUUCAGAUGGCGUGUUCGUUGUGCCAACGGGUCCAGAGCCGGCUGGUGGCGCGGGAGAAGGGAAAGGUAACGUCGAAGGAGGAUAAUUCUCCGGUUACUGUCGCAGAUUGGGGAGUUCAAGCAUUAGUUAGUUGGCUUCUAUCGAACUACUUUGGGAGUGAACAUAUAUCAAUUGUUGCAGAAGAAGAUGUCUCUACUCUGUCAAGAGAGGAUGGCACAGUUUUGCUUCAAUCUGUGACGAGUUCUGUCAAUGAAUGUCUCUUUGAAGCUCCGAAAUAUGGACUGAAAGCCCCUCUGAAGCCUUUGGAGGCUCAGGAAAUUCUUGAUGCCAUUCGCAGCUGUAACUCUACUGGCGGUUCAAAGGGAAGAUUUUGGGUCCUCGAUCCUGUGGAUGGAACUCUCGGAUUUGUGCGUGAAGACCAAUAUGCUGUAGCUCUUGCCCUGAUAGAGGAUGGGGAGGUUGUCCUUGGUGCUCUUGGUUGCCCCAACUAUCCGAGAAGGAAGGAAUGGCUCAACUAUCAUCAGCGAUACUAUAGGCUCAUGACUACUUUAUCUCCUCCUGCGUCUGGAUCAUGGCAUAAAGGUUGUGUAAUGUAUGCUCGAAAAGGUACCGGUGAAGCUUGGAUGCAGCCACUCAUUCAUGACUUUGAGAAGUUUGAUUGGCACAACUCUGCUAGGAUGAUUCGUGUAUCGUCCAUUACUGAUCCUGCUUCUGCGACAUUUUGUGAACCUGUUGAGAAGGCCAACUCAAGCCACUCCUUCACAGCCGGAUUGGCUCACAGUGUCGGUCUAAGAAAACAACCAUUGCGAGUUUACAGUAUGGUGAAAUAUGCUGCCAUAGCUAGAGGAGAUGCAGAAAUAUUCAUGAAGUUCGCGAGGGCUGGGUACAAGGAGAAGGUCUGGGAUCAUGCGGCAGGAUCUGUGAUCAUACAAGAGGCUGGUGGAGUGGUCACUGAUGCUGGUGGACGGACAUUGGAUUUCUCCAAAGGUAUUUACCUUGAAGGCCUAGACCGGGGAAUAAUUGCUUGCUCCGGGCCAUUACUGCAUGAGAAGAUACUAAAAGCCGUCGAUGCUAGCUGGGGCUCAUCAAACUUAUAGCAACUACUGCGAAACAUGCUGCAAAAAGGAAUGAUCAUUAUAUUCAGAUGAGCGCGCCGUUUGGUCCUCAUCCAGUUCUGAUGGUGAUGAAACUAAAUAAGUUGCAGAUUGGUCAGCUUCCAAUUCGGAACGUCAAGUAAAGGAAGAAGAGAGGUGUUCUUUUCAAUGGAACCAAAGUAUUUUAUCCACACUUUUUAGGCAUCAUAAACUAUUUUGUUUGACCCUUGUCAAAAGGAUUUUGUUUUAAGAGAUUCUUAUUGUAGUUCAGGUGUUCUUAAGCAUUCAUCAUAAAGUAUAAUAUGAUUCAUCAUGAAUCAACAAUUAUUUUGUAAAUAGUUUUAAAGUUUCUUAUAAGUUAAUCUCACUUGGUGGGAUAAAGACUUACAAUCAUUCAUUUAUGUAAUUCUCAGUUUUAAGUUUUUA
Molecule: messenger RNA, 2102 nt
Organism: Zingiber officinale
Lineage: Eukaryota; Viridiplantae; Streptophyta; Magnoliopsida; Zingiberales; Zingiberaceae
Product: PAP-specific phosphatase HAL2-like
Exons: 4
Coding region: 276-1679 (467 amino acids)
Biological process (GO): phosphatidylinositol phosphate biosynthetic process; sulfate assimilation
Molecular function (GO): 3'(2'),5'-bisphosphate nucleotidase activity
Source: RefSeq, a predicted model, not a curated record